CUGUGUUUGCAGACCCCAAAGGGAGAGAGUGGAGGGGGGGUAUCCAUAUCCGCAUAGCCAUCCAUUUCCUGUACCGCUUAUCCUCAUGAGGGUCGCGGGCAUGCUGGAGCCUAUCCCAGCUGUCUUCGGGCGAGAGGCGAGGUACACCCUGGACUGGUCGCCAGCCAAUCACAGGGCACAUAUAGACAAACAACCAUUCACACUCACAUUCAUACCUAUGGACAAUUUGGAGUCACCAAUUAACCUAGCAUGUUUUUGGAAUGUGGGAGGAAACCCACGUCUCCUAGUUCUUUGGCCUGCGUGCUAACCUCAUACACCAUGCAGCCGUUAAUAUAAAUGUGGAUGAUAUUGAAAAAGUGAUUUAUAAAAAGAUUUUGUUUUAAAAACAUUGGAAAAACAUUUCCAAAAACGGGAAAAUAACUUGUAUUCAGGGUGGCCUAUAUUCGGGUCAAUAUGGUAAUCAGAAAGGACAGGUGUGGACUGUUUCUGGAAAAUUUGCGCACAUUUUCCUUUUAAGUAAAUCAUUAAAUUGUUUCUCCUUAAUGAAGAAUCUCCGAAGUCCAAACACUAGUCUUCCUGAUUAUAAGGUCUGAUUUCAAACUUUUUGAGUGUAAUGAUUUUUUUUAGCUUUAUUGGAACAAUUAGUUUAAUUGCAUUUUUAUUCAUUUAUUUUCUAUGCCGCUUGUCCUCAUUAAGGUCGCGGGUGCACAUCGUUGUGUUUUUUAAAUAAAAUGCAAUCACUGACAAUUACAAAAAUGAAAACUGUGCAUGAUAUUUAUCAACAAUAAAUGGAUUUCAAUGGAUUAAGAUUAUAUUUAUUCUCUUUGUUUAACCACUGAUGGCAAAGCUCGACCCUGUACAAUAAUAAUGUAUAAGUGGUAAUCAGAUCUCAGUCAAGUGGAAAAUUACCAACACAGCUCACUGAUGCUGAGUUAUAAUAAAUGGUAUCAUGUUCUCAGAACAGGGUGGCAAAAGGAGGAAUCUACAGAAAUCCCCAAGCCACAAGUUUACUUUUGACGCUCCCUUCAAGGAUUAUUGUCGCGGGCAGGAACAUUAAAGCCAGCCUGUCAGCUAGGUCAAACCAUUUCUUGUAAAUGCUCCCAGUUAAGAGAACUACACUUCCGUAAUGGGCGGAGCCUGACGUAGCUUGGAUGCCGUCGAUUGGUGAGCGUGGACAUGCAGUCGUCAUACCAUUCAAGACAAGGCGACAAUAAACCAGAUAGGGUCGCUUGUUGGAAUCAGUUCAAACAUCUGACAGCUACAUCAACAUCUCAUUUUGUCCCAAACACGAUGGCGAACUCAGGAGGUCGGAGACUGAAGCAGUGGCUGAUGGAGCAGAUCCAGAGUGGACAGUACUCUGGACUCCUGUGGGAGGAUGAAAGUCGAACCAUGUUCCGAAUUCCAUGGAAACACGCAGGGAAACAAGAUUACAACCAAGACGUAGACGCAUCCAUCUUUAAGGCAUGGGCCGUGUUUAAAGGCAAAUUUAAGGAGGGCGACAAGGCAGAACCAGCGACUUGGAAGACCAGGCUGCGUUGUGCGCUAAAUAAAAGUCCCGACUUUGAAGAGGUGACAGAAAGGUCUCAGCUGGACAUCUCUGAACCAUACAAAGUCUACCGAAUCGUACCUGAAGACGAGCAGAAACAUGGAAGAAGUUCUGUGGUGGUGGUGGCUGCUGCCAGCAGCUCUGGCGACAUGACCGACAUGGACUGCAGCCCUACAGGCAUAGACGGACUCAUUAAAGAGGAAGAAGGCUGCAGCAUUCAGACCAGCCCGGAGUACUGGCCCCAGACCAGUGUCAGUGCUUUCUCCCUGCAUCAGGACCCGUUACCAUCUGGCACUCUAUGCUCAGCCUUCUCCCAAAUGAUGAUCGACUUCUACUACGGAGGAAAGCUGAUGAGCAACACGCUGGUGACACAUCCCGAAGGCUGUCGCAUCUCCCCGUGCCAGCAGCACCCGGGUCGCGGCGCCCCAUACAGCUCCGACAGCAUGCAGAGCGUUUACUUCCCAUCCGCCGAGCUCAUCGACUAUGAACGACAGCGUCAUGUGACCCACAAGCUCCUGGGCCACCUGGAGCGAGGGCUCCUGCUGCGGGCUAACCAGGAGGGGAUAUUCAUCAAGAGGCUGUGCCAGAGCAGAGUUUUCUGGAGUGGACUGGCCAACGUGGAGUCACAUUACAGCCCCGUGCCUUGUAAACUGGAGAGGGAUGCUGUGGUGAAGAUUUUUGACACGGGGAGGUUCCUUCAAGCCCUGCAGCUUCACCAGGAGGGUCAUUUUCCAGCGCCUGAUCCAAGAGUAACCUUGUGCUUUGGAGAGGAGUUUCACGACCUCAACACUGCCAAGAACAAGCUUAUAAUUGUGCAGAUCACUGUGGUGAAGUGCCAACAGCUGCUGGAGGCAGUGAACUCGCGCCGCCCGCAGACAUACUGCGCCAACAUGGAACUGUGUGAGGACGUCUCAGCAGAGCAGAUGGCCCGCAUUUACCAGGACCUGUGCGGCUACAGCGGUCCACAAAGGUCCACCUGCUACAGGGACAACAUGCCCAUCACCGCCUGAGACCACAAGUGCUUCUUACUACUUGGUCAUACUCUGACUCUCAGCUUCAUCGGAAUGUUUAUGCUUUUAUUAGUGCUUUUGGUAAGCAGGAAGUGAACCCUCUUCAUCAUUCCAUUCCAUUGUAAGACAAUGAAAGCAGCAAAAAUCAACUAAAACAUAAGGUACACCUGCAGUCUAUUCAGAUCCAAUACACAAUCUGGUACCUACAAGGAUGAUACUGUUUGGAGUGACGCUGUCAGAAAGACAUUCAUUAACAUAAUGUUUAUUAUUGUAGUAUGCAAGGGUGUUGACAUGCACCGUAUCAUACUGGGACAUUUUUUAAAGUUUCUUUUUAAAGUUUGUUUCAUCUACCAACAGAUCUAUGCUAAAAGCUGUUGUUGUUAAAUCACUUUUGGGACCUGCUUUGUUUAUAUUUUUGUAGGCCUCGUCACUGUACAUUGAAUGUCAACUUGGAAAUCCCUUCAAUGAGCAUUUUUUUUCUGUGUUUAACUUUAUGAAAUAUGACUGUAAGUUUGUAUGUUAUUCCUGGUAUAUUAUAGAUAGGUUUUACUAUCAUCACUUUGAAAUCUUAAUCUAUAAAUGUUUUAAUCAGUCAAUUCUUAAUA
Molecule: messenger RNA, 3161 nt
Organism: Doryrhamphus excisus (bluestripe pipefish)
Lineage: Eukaryota; Metazoa; Chordata; Actinopteri; Syngnathiformes; Syngnathidae
Gene: irf8
Product: interferon regulatory factor 8
Biological process (GO): immune system process; regulation of transcription by RNA polymerase II
Cellular component (GO): nucleus
Molecular function (GO): protein binding; DNA-binding transcription factor activity, RNA polymerase II-specific; RNA polymerase II cis-regulatory region sequence-specific DNA binding
Source: RefSeq, a predicted model, not a curated record